UCCUAUGUAGUCCCUAUUUGCCCAAAAAGAAGUUACCAAUAAGAUUGUAAGAGCAGCAUAUUUGAUAGCCGGCGCAAGUAAUUUUUAGAGUAAAAUGGAUUUAGUUUAAGAGUGAAGUUUUAGGUUCCUUCCUGAAAAUCUAUCUUCCUAGCCACGACUACCGGAAAAUGACUCCUAAUAACAACUAUCACCUUCUACUUCUACCCUUUCUUUUCUAAUUUCUACCUACAACAGAUCCAUCCAACUCUUACUGAGCCCUGCAAUUUUUUUUUUUUAAAGUCCGUUUCUUUUUCACUUGAGAAACACACACAAAUUAAUUACUCUUUUUUCUCUGUGUUCUUCUCCCUUUUAAUGUCUUCCAACAAGAAAAACCUGUUUAAAUCCCUGUUAACAGUGAAUGCAGGAUGCGGGUGUAGCAGGCCUAAGCUCUCCGAUGCUUAUGAACCCAAACCCAAACCCAAACCCAAAUCUUCUUCUGCACCCCGAAAUCCAAUCAUUCCAACCAUCGAAAACGAUGAUCUCACAUCCACUUCUUUCUCUUUCAACAAUAACGAUACGGUAUCAUCAUCACCCACUACUACUGAUCUCUACUCUGAAUCUGAACCUGAUCUUCCCACAGCUAAACUCAGUCGCCCUUGCCCUAAAAUCAUCGACAGCGUCGCCGUUGUGAAGGAUUCCGACGACCCGUACAAAGAUUUCGGGCAUUCCAUGCUCCAAAUGAUCGUGGAAAAACGAAUCUACUCGAAACAUGAUCUGGAGGAACUUCUUCAAUGCUUUUUGGAGCUGAAUUCACCAUGCCACCACGAUGUUAUUAUCAAGGCUUUCAUGGAGAUCAGGAAGCGGGUUCUUCCCGACGAGAUUGUUACAGCGCUGCAGGAUCAGGAACCAUGCUUUGUUCAUGGAGGAGAGAAACCUGGAUCCUAGCUUGACGCAGCUUUCGACACGCGUGUGUGAGAUGACAACACAUGUGAAUAAAUUCAAUUCGCACGUGGGAAGCAGCGACUAGGCAUUUUGACGAAGUCAGGUGCUCUACAUUACCAUUGGUAUAUUCUUAUUAUAUUCGUAAAGUUUUGCAUGUUAAUGUUGUUGAGUUUAAGAUACUAUUAAUUCAUACAAAUUUUGAUAUGUUAUGUAUUAACACCAUAUUUUGUAUUAAUUUUUUAAUAUUAGAACGUGUUAUUAUUAUUAUUGUUUA
Molecule: messenger RNA, 1195 nt
Organism: Gossypium raimondii (Peruvian cotton)
Lineage: Eukaryota; Viridiplantae; Streptophyta; Magnoliopsida; Malvales; Malvaceae
Product: transcription repressor OFP6
Exons: 1
Coding region: 352-924 (190 amino acids)
Biological process (GO): negative regulation of DNA-templated transcription
Source: RefSeq, a predicted model, not a curated record